Dinoponera quadriceps is the source of this 5521-nucleotide messenger RNA. RefSeq names its product potassium voltage-gated channel subfamily H member 8 (gene Elk). Lineage: Eukaryota; Metazoa; Arthropoda; Insecta; Hymenoptera; Formicidae. Gene Ontology annotation, biological process: potassium ion transmembrane transport; regulation of membrane potential. Bases 229 to 3207 code for a protein of 992 amino acids. Gene Ontology annotation, molecular function: voltage-gated potassium channel activity. The transcript is spliced from 16 exons. Gene Ontology annotation, cellular component: membrane. The record is from RefSeq and is a predicted model, not a curated record.
UGCCAGCGGACGAUUCGCGCGGCCGGUGCGCGUCCCGAGCUACUGCUGCUGUUACCGCUGCCAUCCUCCCGUAGUGCGGACGAGUGCACGGAACCGGCUCAGCGACGAUCAGCCUCCACUCGAUCUCCCCCGAGAGGGUGCCGGACCGGGUGGGAUAUGCUCGAGCAGUGAGCGAGACCGGUUUCUCCACAAGGCUCGUGCGCUUCGCAGCGCGGUGGGGCGGCACCAAUGCCGGCCAGGAAGGGCCUCCUCGCGCCGCAGAACACUUUCUUGGAUACUAUCGCCACGCGCUUCGAUGGAACCCACAGCAACUUUGUACUGGGAAAUGCGCAGGUGCCGACGAUCUAUCCGAUCGUCUACUGCUCCGAUGGCUUCUGCGAGCUGACGGGAUUCGCGCGGGCGCAAAUCAUGCAGAAGGGUUGCGCCUGCAAGUUCCUCUACGGACCGGAAACGAAGGAGGAGGAAAAGGCCAUGAUCGACAAGAGUCUGGAGAGCAAGACCGAACUGAAGAUGGAAGUUGUCUUUUACAAAAAGAACGGGAGCCCAUUCGAUUGCCUACUCGACAUUGUUCCGAUAAAAAAUGAGAAGGGUGACGUCGUUCUGUUCCUGGCCUCGCACAAAGACAUCACGCAUACGAAGAACCUUCAGCUCUGUGAGUUGCACGAUAGUGACUCGAAUGGCAAUAUCGACCCUGAGGCACCGCCUUCCAAUUACGGUAGAAGAAGGAGUCGCGCCGUCCUUUAUCAACUGUCGGGCCAUUACAAGCAGGACAAUAAGCACAAAAUUAAGCUAAACAAUACGCUUCUGCAUUCCACUGCACCGCCUUUACCGGAAUACAAAACGUCAGCGAUCAAAAAGUCGCAAUUUAUUCUUAGCCAUUACGGCGGCUUCAAAUCCUGCUGGGACUGGUUGAUACUCAUCGCGACCUUUUACGUGGCAAUAAUCGUUCCCUAUAACGCGAGCUUCAUCAACACCGAUAGGCCUACGAUGGUCAGUGACGUUGUCGUCGAAGCGCUCUUCAUUACCGAUAUCGUUUUGAACUUCAGAACAACAUACGUGAGCAGAAAGGGCGAAGUAGUCAGCAGUAGCAGAAGCAUCGCCGUGAACUACGUGAAAAGUUGGUUCUUGGUCGACCUCGUGGCGGCAUUGCCGUUUGAUUUUCUUUAUGCCUCAGACGUUUACAGCGGCGAGGAAUCGGCGCACAGCAACAUACACCUGGUGAAGCUGACGCGGCUGCUGAGACUGGCGCGUCUCCUGCAGAAGAUGGACAGAUACUCGCAGUACAGCGCGGUCAUCUUGACGAUGCUCAUGCUGUUCUUCAUCCUGGUGGCGCACUGGCUCGCCUGCAUCUGGUACGUCAUCGCCGAGAAGGAGAGACUGCGUAACGACAAGGAUUGGGAUCUCGGCUGGAUACACACCCUGGCUGAGCGGUUGAAGAUAUCCGUGCAGAACGUCACGCACACGGAGAGCUACAUUACGGCGUUGUAUUUCACUUGCAGCAGCCUGACUUCCGUAGGAUUCGGCAAUGUUUCGGCGAACACGUUCUCGGAGAAGUUCUUCUCCAUCUGCACGAUGCUCAUCGGAGCCUUGAUGCACGCGGUGGUAUUCGGCAACGUCACCGCGAUCAUUCAAAGAAUGUAUUCGAGGCGGUCGCUGUACCAGACGAAGCUGCGCGACCUCAAGGAUUUCUUGGUGCUCCACCAGAUCCCGGAGGAGCUUAAACAGCGGAUGCAGGAUUACUUUCAGACCAUGUGGUCGCUGAAUCACGGCAUCGACGUGCACGAGACGCUGAAACAAUUUCCCGAGGAGCUGCGCGGCGACGUCUCGAUGCAUCUGCAUCGCGAGAUCCUGAGCCUGCCGAUAUUCGAGGCGGCGUCCCAAGGCUGCCUGAAGUUGCUGUCGCUCCAUAUCAGAAACAACUUUUGCGCCCCUGGCGAGUUUCUCGUGCACAAAGGCGACGCGCUCUCCUACAUCUAUUACCUGUGCAACGGUUCCAUGGAAGUCGUGCAGAACAGUAUGGUGGUCGCGAUUCUCGGGAAGGGCGACCUGGUGGGCUGCGACAUAAACGUGCACCUGCAGCACGGUAAUAACGGCGGUGGCACGUCGAGCUCCGGUUCGGGUGACGUUGUGGUGAAGUCUAGCUGCGACGUGAAGGCGCUAACUUAUUGCGAUCUCAAGUGCAUACACAUGCAGGGCCUGGUGGAGGUGCUGAGACUCUACCCGGAAUACCAGCACGAAUUCGCACACGAUAUACAGCACGAUCUUACGUACAACUUGCGAGAGGGAUACGAAGCGGAGCAGGAGUCCGACGUGAACGGCCCGUCGUUGACACUUCCCUCCAUCAGCGAGGACGACGAGAAUGCCGUUGAGGAGGGCGAGUCCUCGCCCUUAUCGCCGCCGAACAAAUCACCACUUCACACAUCCUCGAGCCCGCGGCAUGCCAAAUUCAGGGAGGAUUACAGGGAAGGCCGACGCGCCGGGAGGGGAGUGCUGGUGCGAGGAGGCAGGGCGGCCCAGGUGAUCGCCCAGGAGUCCAUGGAGGAGCAUAUCCGAGGAUCGGUCGAAAGGUUGGAUAAUCAAUUUUCCACGCUGCAUCAGGACGUCGCGACGCUCAGCUGCGAGGUGCGCAACGCCAUCCAAGCGUUGCAGAUGCUCGCCUGCUCACCCCAGAGUAACCCAAACCUGCCGACCCCGGCGAAUCGCGGCAGCGGGGUCCUCGCUAGGAGCUCGUCCCAUCCGCCGGACGCGAUUUGCUGGAACCCGCCGGCGAGGCUGAUCGACGCAUCGACGCAGACCGACUGGCCGGUCGACCUGCUCGAGGCAUGGGUGCGCGCGAAUCCUCACAGGGUUCUCAAGAUCCUGAAUCUCGAUCCGGACCUGCUCCUGAGGCUACAUCCGCCCUCGCCUACGCCGUCGCCGUCUUCGCCCCCGCCGCCCCCGUACGAACCCCUGUCGCCAUUGGUGGCCACGCCGCAACAAUCGCCGUCGCGAUCUCUAACGACAGGAAACGACAGCUACGUCUUCGAGAUAAGCCGCGACGUUUCGCACAUUCCACGCUUCUGCAGGCCGCCGAACUCAGCCUGGAAUCCCGACAACAAGCAGUCGCACCGCUUCAGCGCAGGUGACGCCGACAACGCGUCCUUGUACCAGGCGCUGCGACGUCUUCCGGAGUCACGCUCAUUAAAGUUCGAUCCGUACGACAGUUGAGCUGGUAUUUGCUACGAGCUCGCGGUAUUCGCUGAUGGACGAACGAGGCAGACGGAGGACGACGAAGGGGGCAUCGCCGAGGCAUCGUCGUCGAGAACCGCCGAGCGUCGAGCUCUCAAUUAACCCCAUCAAGUCUCACUCUAAUCGGUUACGGGGAAAAAUUCUUCGCUGGCCCGGCAAAUUGUUUGUUGUCACUAUAGCGACGGCAAAAAGAUUUGUUAAGAGCCUCAAUUGCUAAUUGAGCCAGGUAAAUUCAACCACUAUCGCAGUGACGUUUCACGGCCGAAACGGCGAAAUUAUAUUUUCCGUGCAACAAAUCUUUUCGCUGUCACUGUGUAGUGACAAACAGUCUGCUGUGCCAGCAGACGAAUUUUCUCCGUGGCAAAACGACCUCGCGAAUAUUAUUACUGAUCGACGACGACAUGUCGUGGUGAGCGUCGUGUACGACGCGACCGAGAACGACAGCGCUCUUUGUUUACAGAUCGGGAAGAAAAAUGAGGGAAACGAUCGAUUCUCCGUCUCUCUCGACUGUCCGAUUGAGAUUUCAUUCGGUGACUUUUCCGUUCUCGUCGCUCUUGUCGAAUCUGUUUAUAUAACGCUGCGACAUUCCGCGCUACUUCGCAGUCCGUAACAGCGGGCUUCGGCGAAAUCAUCUCCGAGUGAAGAAUCGACGCACGUGAAAAAUCGACGAUACGAGCCGCGUAAAUAAGUUUGAACUUGACUGACGACGACGAUAUGACGACGACGACGACGAGGACGCAUGUCGGACGGAGGGCCCGCGCUGUUUCAAACCACGGCCGGGUCGCGCAUGCAAAUGCGAGACCGCAACAAUCGCUCGUUUGCGCGAUAGAUGUAACGUUUACGUUUCCCCUCCUCGAUAACGUUAAUCCGUAAUUUCGUUGCACCGCUUAACUCUCGAUCGCAGCCACGAGCGUCGAAAUUGCGCCGCUCGAACGCGGCCGACUCUUUUUUUCCGCCGGUUCGAUCGCAAAACCAGACGAAUUAAAGACUGAUACUCGCUCGUAACACACGCGUAAACGUGACAUUGCAUAUCAAAACGCACGUGUUUCCGCUUUCGCGUUCGAGCGGGGGCGGAAAGUGAAAUACUGUGUUAACACAAACGUUCUUUCCGAUAACCUUUCGCCACACGUGAAGAUGUUCAAAUGUUGUUCCAUUGGAAUAUCAACGUCUCGUUUAUUGCAACGGGCAUAGUUCGUUAAUAAUUUCACCAUUCAUUUUUCACGAUCGAUAAACAUUGAAUGAAAUAUUAUACUAGAGGCUCGCGAAAGCGCGUCGGGUCGAAUUGCAGAUAUUAUUGGCUCGAAGGAUUAAUCAUUUUACAGACGGGGAUGAAAUAAUUAUGAAAAAUGGCGGUGGAAGAGUAACGACGGCGGAUAUUUUAAUUGAACGUGGCGUGUCUUGUUUCUUUGCCUGGAUAAAUUAAAUUAAUUAAAUUAAUAAAAUAAAUAAAAAUGAAAAAAGUCGACAGAAAAAAGAAACACGGCUGGAAAUUCGACAAACUUUCGCACGAGCCCCUGAUAUUAAUAUAUAGGGUGUUUCAAACAUGUGGGCAUUAUUUCUAAAAUUAUAUCAAAUACGAUAAAUAACAGGAUAUCAGAUGGGACAAAUGUUUAUAUGAACUUUUUGUGUUACUUUUACGUUCUAAAUUUAUUUCUCGAUUAUCGAAAUUAUGUGAAAUUAUAUGAAAUUAUGCUCACAUAUUAUGUGAAAUUACGUUCGCAUAUUGUGAAAUAUUCUAUAUACCUCAUAUAUAUCACACAAUGUAAUCCUUCGACAAACCCUCCCAACGUUUACUUUGCGGUCGAUAAACAACGGAUGAUAAAAUAUCGCUCGGGAAUUUUCGACGUUACAUCGGCGUAUCUGUCGGUAAGGCGAAAUACUAUCGAAAUGCCGCGCAUUCGAGAGUUAAAGGAUGCUUCGAAUUAUCCUAGGCAUUCCUCACUGCCAGACAGGAUAAGAGCUGACUUCAUGCAUCUCCCCGAACUGUUCUUUCGUUCCCAACGACAAACUAUUUCACCGAGUACCGCUGCUUGAAACGAAGGGAAAGAAGAAGCAAAAAGGAAAAAAAGAGAAACGAAUUCUCUCGCUUGUGUCAUUCCGCGCGCGUUAUCCUCUUAACUGGUUUAACGGUUGCACACAAUCGUGUGUUAGAACGUUAUUAGCGCGCUUCGGAUGAGAAAUAAGAAGAGAGACUAUAUUAAAAAAAGUGUUGCAUUCAAGUAAACCAUUAUUCCGAUAGUUCCGAGCAAAUUUUUACUUGGCUCAAGUAAAUUUUACCUGGAUCAAAUAUUUA